This is a messenger RNA of Biomphalaria glabrata, 786 nucleotides long. RefSeq names its product brother of CDO-like. Gene Ontology annotation, biological process: synapse organization; homophilic cell-cell adhesion. The transcript is spliced from 5 exons. NCBI's taxonomy places the organism in Eukaryota, Metazoa, Mollusca, Gastropoda, Planorbidae. Gene Ontology annotation, cellular component: neuronal cell body; plasma membrane; axon. The record is from RefSeq and is a predicted model, not a curated record. Gene Ontology annotation, molecular function: axon guidance receptor activity. The coding region runs from base 64 to 786 and encodes 240 amino acids.
UUUUCAGAUAUCACACUUUUGACCAAACUUCUCAGGAAGCAGAUAGGCUAACAAAAUACCUCCAUGGUCAUGAUUCUACGCAAAUUUCUUCUGCUCUAUUGCUUUGGACAUUGCCUUGCAGAUGAAGCACUUAGGCCACCGGAUAUUCAUACUCCUAACAGUUCUAAGACCAUCUUCAAAUCACUGAAUCAAAGAUUUUCUGUUGUAUGCAAUGCUACGGGGUUACCAUCACCAAGAGUGGAGUGGAGGAAGGGAGAGAUAGAAGGCAACAACACUAUUACUGGCAAUAUCUCUUUUGAUCCCUAUACUGGCGUGUUGACUUUUGAAAGAUUUUCUGAGAAUGAGGAAGGAGAAUACAGGUGUUUUUCUACCAAUUAUUUUAAAGCUCCAGAAGGACGUACUUUUGCUGUCAGUAUUUCUCCCCCUCUGACAUUUAGAGUGAUGCGACUUGAAGAGAUUGAAACAGGGCUUGAAACUAUGCCAUUGAAUGGUAUCGAGUAUCAAUACAUGAAAUUGCCUUGUACUAAUGUGAAAGUCAUGGCUGAAAGUGUGAUAUAUAACUGGUAUAAAGGAAAAGAACCCAUGCCGAUGAUUUUGGAUGAUCGAAUGUAUAUUGAUAAAGAUGAUAAACCUAUCUUCAGGGAGAAUCAAGGCCCCAAAGAUGCUACGGUAAUAGAAGGUAAAGAUGUGGAAAUGCACUGCCUGGCAAGAUCUCUUACAGAUGAGGUCUCACCUUCCCCUCCUGUUUGGCGGAUCAAUGGGAAAAGCAUUUUGAUUCACACCUAG